UGUUUUGGGGUGUCAUGUUUGGCUAAGAGAGUGCGAUUGAGUAGUGUUUUUUUUUUUUAUAACUAAAAAUUCUGUGUCAUUAUUUGAAACUAAGAAUGGCUCUACCAAAUUCCUUGGAAGUUGAACUUGAAGUUAAAGCCUCCGCUGAUCACUUUUACGACACCUUGAAGGGUAAGAAACAACAUCGUGUUCAUGAUGUUGCAUCAGAUCAUAUUCAUAAGGUUGAAGUUCACGAAGGUGAGUGGGAGAAAUCUGGCACCGUCAAGCAAGUCACGUUUGCUGUGGGGGACACUGUUGAGACCUUGAAGGAGAGAGUAGAAUUUGAUGAUGAAAACAAGAAGAUAACCUAUUUCAUUUUGGAGGGUGAUAUGUUGAAGUACUACAAGAGCUACAAUGUCAUUCUUCUUGUCAUACCCAAAGGUGAGCACUGCCUGGUGAAGUGGUCUUUGUUUUAUGAGAAGGUGGAUGACACUGCUCCUGCACCAACCAAAUACAAAGAUUUGUUGGUUAAGCUCACUAGGAACAUCGAGACUCAUCUAGUCGAGGAAUAUUAAAAUUAUCCCAAAAUGGUCCUCUAAAUAAAAUUGUGUUGUGCUUGCCUGUGCCCUAAUGGUUAUCGACCAAAUGUUAUAAAUAAUGUUCAGUGGUGUGUGUUAUGUUAUAUAUUGUUGGUUUGUUUAAGAUUUUGGCAACCCUAGGGAGGGCCAAAUGCCUUGUAUAUCUAUGAUCUGUAAGCUUCAACUGGAUACUAAUUAAUUGAAGGUAAGGAGGAGCUAUCCUUGUUUGUGUCAAACAA
This is a messenger RNA of Gastrolobium bilobum, 796 nucleotides long. Its product is annotated as MLP-like protein 328. The transcript has 2 exons. Lineage: Eukaryota; Viridiplantae; Streptophyta; Magnoliopsida; Fabales; Fabaceae. Gene Ontology annotation, biological process: defense response. The record is from RefSeq and is a predicted model, not a curated record. Bases 96 to 554 code for a protein of 152 amino acids.